Molecule: messenger RNA, 1635 nt
Organism: Xiphophorus hellerii (green swordtail)
Lineage: Eukaryota; Metazoa; Chordata; Actinopteri; Cyprinodontiformes; Poeciliidae
Gene: cib3
Product: calcium and integrin binding family member 3
Exons: 6
Coding region: 135-695 (186 amino acids)
Biological process (GO): calcium ion homeostasis
Molecular function (GO): magnesium ion binding; calcium ion binding
Source: RefSeq, a predicted model, not a curated record
ACCCGAUCUCCUCUUUGGCUCUGGCCUUCUUUUGUCCCGGUAUUUCAUAUCUGACUGGGCCACCCUAAUAAAAACCAUUCGCUCGGUGCUGGAGCCGCCAUGGAUCUGUGCUUUCGGAGCUUGAAAGCUCAGACAUGGGGAAUAAACAAACCAUCUUCACAGCGCAGCAGCUCGACGCAUAUCAGGACUGUACAUAUUUCACCAGAAAAGAAAUUCUCAGACUGUUCUACCGCUAUCGGGAUUUGGCACCGCAGCUCGUUCCUCUUGACUACACCAGCCACCCAGAUGUGAAGUUACCAUACGAGCUAAUUGGCAGCAUGCCGGAGCUGAAGGACAACCCAUUUCGUCAAAGAAUCGCUGAGGUUUUCUCUGAGGAUGGAGAGGGAAACAUGUCGUUGGACAACUUCUUGGACAUGUUCUCAGUGCUCAGUGAGAUGGCGCCUCGUGACCUAAAGGCCUACUAUGCUUCAAAUAUACAUUUCAACAACGAUGAUUUCAUCUGCAAGUCGGACCUGGAGAAGACGCUGAACAAGCUGACCCGAAACGAGCUAACGGAGGACGAGGUGAAGAUGGUGUGCGAGAAAGUGAUCGAUGAGGCAGAUCUGGACAACGACGGACGUCUGUCGCUUGAGGAUUUCCAGCACAUGAUUAACAGAGCUCCAGAUUUCCUCAGCACCUUUCACAUACGGAUCUGAGGAAACCGGCGGCUUAUUUCUCGCUUGUAAAAGCCCAAAUGGAUGGACUGAAAAUACUACAGAGCUUCACAAAUCAAUCUUCAGGAAACCACUCCUACUUUUUGUUUUCAUUUCAUCUUAGAUAUUUUUACUUGAAGUAAAACUGAACCCACACAGUGGAAGCCCAGCUAACCCAUCAGGAAAGGCAUCAUUAAUUAUGACCAUCAACUGCAGAUUUGUUUUGUAUCUAAAGGGGUUUUGGUUACACUAGAUAUAAAAGAGCAGAAUAUUCCAGUGGCUCCCAGUGGGCCAGUAGAGACAGAGGGAGCCAAGCAGCUCCAGCACGGGGUCAACUCCUGGUCGCCUCAGCCAAUGAAAACACUGGAAGAAGUCAAACCAUUUUUAGAUCCUUUUUUAUUAAAUCAAAAGUACACAUAUCUACAGUUGGUAGAUACAUUUCAUAUGGGUUUAGAAAGUACAGUACAGUUUAUAUAGAUUUAUUUUUCAAUGUUCAAUGAUAUUUAUAUAUUUCCCCCCCACCUCUCUAAACUUCUCCCUGUGAAUUUCCCAACAGACAGAAUGAAAACAUGGCUGCUAAAAAUGUGUUUGCUUUAUUACAUGUGAUGGGAUUUUAAGAAAAAAUAAAAUAACAAAAUAAAAAUAAUAAAUCUGUCAAAAAUAAUUGCUGCUAAAGUUCAGAUUAACAUGCAGUUUUUAAAUAAGCCUGGCCUGUUUCUGGCUCAGUGAGUGACAAAAAACACAUUAAAUGUAACAAAGCAAAUAAAUUCAUCUGUAAAGGUUUAUGAUAUACAAAGGUCCAAGAUUCACAAUGCAUAGCUCAGCUAUGAGAUCUGGCGGUUAAGACAAGUGGUCCUAGUAAUCAUGAGGUCCCAAAUCUUUCUUUGAUACUUAAAAAAAAAAAGAAAAAAGAAGAAGCUACAACCAAACCAUAAAAAUGCCU